AAGCUCUCAUCUUUUCCUCUAAAAAUGCUGCUAUGUUUCCUCUACUUUAAAGAACCUUGUUUGUUUUUUAAUGGGUCUGCUGCUGUUUCGCCUUAUAUGGUGUUGCAUUUGUAUUUAACUUUUGUUUCGUUUUCUUAACAAAUCCAUUUCGGACAUAUCACCCUCUUGAUUUUUGAUGCCAGAGAUCUCUUUUUUUUUUUUUUUUUGGGUGGUUUAUAUCCUCUUUGUAUACCCUUUUGCAGGGCUUCAUAUUGUUUGUAAGAAAUAAUUAAUGGUUGACAGACACCAACACCCCACUGUCAUGCAAAAGGUGGCUGGACAACUCCAUCUCAGUUCUAGUUCUUCUUAUGAGCUUCAAAAUUGCUAUGGGGGGAUUUCAAAGACCUGCUAUGCAUUUUGCACAUGCAAAUUAUCGCACUGCAUCCCAGCAGUAUCACUUAACAAAUGCAUGCCAAACAAGGGCAUCACCUGUUUGCGUCAAUGCUCCAUCAGAGAAAGGCUUUGCUGGCUUUGCCAUUGAUAUUCUUAUGGGUGGAGUUUCUGCUGCAGUGUCCAAGACUGCUGCUGCUCCAAUUGAGCAUGUGAAGCUCUUGAUUCAAAACCAAGAUGAGAUGAUCAAGGCUGGCAGGCUCUCUGAACCCUACAAGGGGAUUGGGGAUUGUUUCAAAUGGACAAUUCAAGAGGAGGGGUUUGUAUCUCUAUGGAGAGGAAACACAGCUAAUGUGAUUCAUUAUUUCCCUACUCAGGCCUUGAACUUUGCAUUUAAAGAUUACUUCAAGAGACUGUUUGACUUUAAAAAGGACCAUGAUGGCUUCUGGAAGUGGUUUGCUUGAAACUUGGUAUCUGGUGGUGCUGCUGGAGCCUCUUCCUAUUCUCUUUGUCUAUUCCUUGGACUAUGCUUGGACUCGUCUUGCUAAUGAUGCGAAAGCUGCAAAGAAAGGAGGUGAGAGGCAAUUUAAUGGCUUGGUUGAUGUGUAUCAGAAGACUCUUAAGUCAGACAGUCUCGCUGGGCUUUACUGUGGUUUCAAUAGUUCUUGUGUUGGCAUCAUUGUGUCUUGAGGCCUUUACUUUGGAAUGUACGACUCUUUGAAGCCGGUUAUCCUUGUUGGAAAACUACAGGUUAGUAGAUGGUCU
Messenger RNA from Rubroshorea leprosula, 1134 nucleotides. The record is from the annotation of a GenBank genome assembly. Lineage: Eukaryota; Viridiplantae; Streptophyta; Magnoliopsida; Malvales; Dipterocarpaceae.